Acanthochromis polyacanthus (spiny chromis) is the source of this 6685-nucleotide messenger RNA. RefSeq names its product voltage-dependent L-type calcium channel subunit beta-4-like. Gene Ontology annotation, biological process: chemical synaptic transmission; neuromuscular junction development; calcium ion transmembrane transport. The transcript has 13 exons. The coding region runs from base 448 to 1959 and encodes 503 amino acids. The record is from RefSeq and is a predicted model, not a curated record. Gene Ontology annotation, cellular component: voltage-gated calcium channel complex. Lineage: Eukaryota; Metazoa; Chordata; Actinopteri; Pomacentridae. Gene Ontology annotation, molecular function: high voltage-gated calcium channel activity; protein binding.
UUGGCUCUGUCAUCAGGCUUGGAUAUUGCUCUGCUGCUGCUGCUGCUGCCGCCUCUGCUGCUCUCGCUGUGUAUAUGUAUAUGUGUGUGUCUGUGAGUGUGUGUGUGUGCGUGCGUGUGGAAGCCUGAUGAAAUGAAAUGCCAGGAUUGGGCUACCUCCAGGGAGAGCCUCUCCAUCCUAUAAUGUGAGCCAGCCAGCAGCACUCGGGGAUCAGGGAGAAGCUGCAUCCAUCAAGCGACGGGCCUCAGAAGGACCAGGCGUGAUCCAACGGGAGGGGAGAUUUUUUUUUUUAAAUUAUUCUUCUCUGCCGUGGAGAGAAGGGAUUGUCGUCAUCCCCCUAUCCAUCCUUUUUUUUUCUCUCUAGUGCCCCCUCCUUCCUCCUCCGCCUCCACUCUCAUUUUUUCCCCCUCAUUCUUCUAGAGGCGCUCGUUGGAAUAUCAAACCUCCAUGUAUGACAAUUUGUACCUGCAUGGAUUUGAAGACUCGGAGGCGGGCUCAGCUGAUUCAUAUACUAGCAGACCAUCAGAUUCAGAUGUCUCUCUGGAGGAGGAGCGGGAGGUGCAGGCCCAGGUCCAGAGCCAGAGCCCCAGCCAGAGCCAAGGACCGGGACAGAGUCGUCAGGAGAGGGAGCAGCAGGCCGCCAUUCAGCUGGAGAGAGCCAAGACUAAACCUGUGGCAUUUGCUGUAAGGACCAACGUCAGCUAUUGUGGAGCUUUGGAUGAGGAUGUUCCAGUACCAGCCACAGCCAUCUCCUUUGACGCCAAGGACUUCCUCCACAUAAAAGAGAAGUUCAACAAUGACUGGUGGAUCGGUCGGUUAGUGAAGGAGGGCUGCGAGAUCGGCUUCAUUCCCAGCCCUCUGAAGCUCGAGAACAUUCGACUCCAGCAGGAGCAAAAGAGAGGACGAGUCCAAGGUAAGUCUGGAGGGAACUCUUCUUCCAGUGUAGAGGAUGAGGUAUCUGCCUCUAUCCGACCACUCAUUUCUUCGGCAGGAAAGCAGAAACAGAAAGUGACGGAGCACAUCCCCCCGUACGAUGUGGUUCCCUCCAUGAGGCCCGUAGUGCUGGUGGGACCCUCGCUCAAAGGAUAUGAGGUAACAGACAUGAUGCAGAAAGCGCUAUUUGACUUUCUCAAGCACAGAUUUGAUGGCAGGAUAUCUAUCACACGAGUUACAGCAGAUAUAUCUUUGGCUAAGAGGUCUGUUCUCAACAACCCCAGUAAGAGAGCCAUAAUUGAAAGAUCCAACACUCGCUCCAGUUUGGCUGAGGUGCAAAGUGAGAUCGAGAGGAUCUUUGAGUUGGCGCGAUCUCUGCAGUUGGUGGUGCUUGACGCCGACACCAUCAACCACCCAGCCCAGCUCCUCAAGACCUCCCUGGCCCCGAUUAUCGUCCACGUUAAAGUCUCUUCGCCAAAGGUUCUGCAGAGGCUAGUCAAGUCCAGAGGGAAGUCCCAGAGCAAACACCUGAAUGUCCAGCUUGUGGCAGCAGACAAAUUGGCCCAGUGUCCACCGGAAAUGUUUGACAUCAUCCUGGAUGAGAACCAGCUGGAGGACGCCUGUGAGCAUCUCGCCGAAUACCUCGAGGCCUACUGGAAAGCAACCCACACCUCGAUGGCCACCCCUCUAAACCCCCUGCUGGGACGCAACCUGGGCCCCACCACACUCACCCCCUACCCCACCAGCAUCUCUGGACUGCAGCAGAGCCAAAGAAUGCGACAGAGCAACCACACAGGAGACCAUUCCACCCCGAACGAACGGCGCAACCUGAUGACAUCGGACGAAAACUACCACAACGAGCGGGCGCAUAAGGGACGCAACCGCAUGUCUUCUGGCUCGCAGCAUAGCCGAGAGCAGCAGGACCCGUACCAGGACUACCAGGACCCCUAUCAGGAUGCAUACAAGCCACAUCGCAAUCGCAGUUCACCGGGCAGCUACAGCCAUGACUCCCGGCACCGGCUCUGAACCCACUCCUACCACCACCAGGGCCCAAAUAGGCCCAGAUUCCAUCCAAAACAAACGCUGCAAUAGAGCAAAGACGGUCCCAAAUUGUACCUUUCUGCUUUUGUUUUCCUUACCUGGCUAUUUUUCUCUUUCAAAGUCAAACAAAAACAUGUUCAGGUAUUUGAUUUUAAUCGAGCUGUCAGGGCAACCCCCGUCAAUCAAGUAGUUAGGAGGUUCAGGAUGCCAACAUUAACGAAUACUGUCAAACCAAUUCCUUUAAUUUGUGUUUCUGGGACCUUUUGGGAUUGUACUAACACAGAGCUCAGCAGAUGUGCAGCGCAGAUUGUGCUUGUUGCCCGUGUCAACAAGCUAAUUAUGGAUAGUGGUCAGAUGGUGAUGAUGUGUGGGCUUCAGAGUGCCUGGAACAUCACACCAGGUCACAGGAAGUCCACUGCACACAGACUGCUGAAGGCUGCUGCCCUCCUACCACGGGCCAUGUAUAAAUCCUCUCACCAUUUAGCUUAUUGCAUGCUGAUAGAUGAUCAACCUCCGCAUCCACUUCACUGAUAUUUUGUACGUAGCUUUCUGGAUUCUCCCUUGACGAGGUGUAGAUACGGAGGUCCAAUUUUCUAAAUCACCCAGUUGUGGACAGGCGGUUGGUGGUGGUUUGCGGUUCGGUGUGCAGACGAUAUCUGGCUGCUAGUUUUGAAAACUGGUGCUUCACAUUCCCAAACUAUUUUGCUAUUUGAAAGUCACUUUGAGCAAAGGCCAGCUUUUCUGUAGCAUAGUUUUAGGAUUUAAUUUGGGUGAAGACCCUCACCGUCAUAAGCAGAACAGAUUGUGAUGGUGCUGGGAUCAGAUCUCAGUUACACUGUAGGGGAAGGCUAUACUGCUUCUGUUCUCAACAGCUAGCACUUAGAAAGUUAGGGAAGGCGUAGCUGUGACAGUGUGUCUGAUAGCGUAGUGAAAUACAAUAGCAAAAUACUACUUGAGAUGCAUUUGAUGUUGUUGAGAUGUGGACUGGCUUAAAAACCAAUGCUGUGAAAACCUCUUGAGCAAGUCGGAUGUUUUUGCCCCUCGUUUGAUAGACUUUAAAGAGCUGCUCCUGAAGCGGCAACUUGUUUUGUUUUUUGUCAGCUUUAAAUUGAAAGAGGUUAAACACACACACAGAUGUUGGUUGCCGGGAAGCCAUGCCAUUCGCUAUCGAAGUUCCUUUACUUGGUCUUAGGAGAGCGAAACAGCAAAGAUGUGACAUGGCAGGAUCGGUUGCAUCACGUUCAUUCUCUGUGUAGCUGGCAUGUUGUCCUGACUGCAGAGCAUGUUCCCUCCAAACGUAAAAUAGAACCCUACUGUAAUCAACUUGAUGUUUGUAGAAGUAUGGGGCACCUUCAAAAAAAAAAGAAAAGAAAAUGACGUCCGUGGAUCCCUGAGGUUUGUAACUCAGUCAAGACACUGAAAUGACACAGAAAAAUAAUUCAAGCAUUGAUCAUUCAGAAAGAAUUGCAUGAUAUAAAAGUGGAGCCAUCCUACUGGUAGAAGUUUCUGUUAUAUGGUAGAACGUGCACUGAAAUAACUGACACAGCCCUGACAAAAAGGCUCCGAGUUUACCGAACACACAUGGUGCUUUGUAUGGAACUUGCUGCGAAUUGCUGAUGACGUUUUUAAGCCUUGUUGUCAUUAUUUAUUGUACAUAUUCUUUUAAGAAUUAUCUUGUGAAUAUGACUUAAUCAUCUUAUUAUCUCCAGACAGCAAACACUACAGACAGAGUCUUUAGCCUGGAAAAGUAAAUUAGACAGAGUAGAACAUUCUUAAUCUAAGUCUUCAUAUAAUUUAUCCAGAUUGGAGGUCUUGGAGAGAAUUCUUAUGGUCCAAUAGUUUGGAAUAAUGAGAUCAACAAGUUCAAAAAGGGAGUAAAUAUGGACAAGUGGUGGUGGAUGUUUGAUUGUAUAACAGUUUGUAGUCUUGGGAUGAAAAGAUAACAAGUCUUCUAUAAUUUUGGCUGCUCAUGGCUUCCAUAGUUUGAUCUCUUCAGGUCAAGGAAAACCGUGAUUUGUUCGUUAUCUGAUUCAUGUGUUUUGCUGGCGGCGUGUCUUUAAUUUGUCCUUAUUCUGUGUUAUUUUACACACAAAUAUCUUGUAGCAAAUGAGCAUACAUACAACCUCCUGUAUGACAUGACAACCAACACUAACCGUAGUUCAGGCUGUGAAUUCGUUGGAUUUCAUGAGGCUACGCUGAAUUUGUAAUGCCACAAUAUUACAAAUCACAAGAAUUCACUUUUUUUUUUUUCCUCUCAGUGUGUGUAGGACCAAACCUGACAAUUAAAAUAACCCCAAAAUGAACUAAACUAUUAAUGAAAAUCAAGUUAACUGGGAAAUAUGUUAAGAUUGACUCAAAUAAAUUGUAUUCAUUUGGUUAAAAAUGGAAAAAUCUAUUCAUAAAAUGUACAAAUUAGGGAAAUAACUUUAUUUAUCCGAAUUAUUUUAACUUAUUUUAACAUUUCAAGUUUGCUUAAAACACAUUUUCUACAAAGUCAAGUUUGGUCCUUCAGUCACAACUCUAAUCAAGAAAGACAAAGCCAGUUAAAUAUAACUUUUAAAGGGGAAAAACAUCUUAGCAAAGUGAGACGAUGUUUCCUGAUGUGCUCUCUUUAUCAGAAAUGUACAGUAUGAAACAGAACAUGCUUGUCUAAAGAAUUUUCUUUGGCAUGUCGAAGCUAUUUUUCACAGUUAGACUUCUUCCCUUCUGACAGAAAUGAUGUACAGUAGUUACUGCUGCAGCACCACAUUAGAUUGGUGCCUUACAAAGAGUGAAUUAUCAUCUAAUGUUUUUUUUUUUGCCUCAGAUCUAUACAGAGUGUUGUCUAGUUAAGAUACUGAUCGGAAACUGCUUUAAUAAGAGCUUAAGCUGCUUUUAAGGUGAUUUUCCAUUUUAAAAUUCGAACAUUUCUGAAAUCCAAUGAGAAAUAUGCAGAAUUAUCAUGAAGUUGUAUGAGGAAUUCAGGAAAAUUUCAGGGGCUGAUGAAAUACUUUUUGAACUAAUCAGACAAGAAAUAACUCAAUUUAAUGACAUAUAAAUAUAACAUCUUUCUGAUUUUAGGUUUGUGACAGAAGAACUGUUUGUUGUAUGUAAAGGGGGUCUUAUUUUCUGGAUCAUGGGAUGCAGAAUUGUCCAGUAUGUAGGUAAAUUUUCUGCUUUUAAUCUGCAUUAGUAUCUCUUUUGGUCGACUUCCUGAAAAUCUUUUACUCUCAUUUGAUUCUUCAGAAAGUGGGCAGAAAUUCUGGCCUAUAUACAAGAUAUUUGACUGUCCCUGAGAAUUUUACAGCCUGACACAGCUUUGCAACGUCUUGCCAAUUUGUGAGGCCUAAUUAGAGAAAAAGAGAACAUGGCUGAAUGCCCCACUAAUCUUCCUCCCUUCACUUCCCUGACCUGACAGUAAAUGCUGAGUGUUCCCCUGGUUUAAAGCAGCUCUUAUAGAUUUAGAUAAAUGCAAAACUAAGGUGCGAAAGAUCACUUUGUAGAUCUGGAUAAAAAGAACUUGCAUAGCACAAAAGAGUAAGCAAAAAGCUAAGGUGGUUUUUGAGCAACUGUUCCUACAAUGUGAAUCUGGUACAAGGGCACACGAUAUUUCUGAUUUCUUUGCCCUUUCUUUAUUGUUUUUAUUUCUUUGUUGUCCACUGGUUUGUUAAUGGACGGAAACACUAAGACUCCAAAUGAUAAAAGAAAGUGCAUAAUGCUACUGUUUACAAGCAGCUUCUCUGUCUCAUUGUGCCCACAUAGCAUAAAGAAAUCCCAUUGGUUGAGUAAACAGGGAGCCAUUUUACCAUUCGAAAUCAAACCAACCAAUGUCGAGCUGGGCUGCUUGAGACAAUCAGAAGGGAUUUCCAGACCAGCGUCCCACCAUCCCUCUCUUUGUGAACGCCCGAAACGAUGAGAAAUGAGAAUUUUACGGAAUUGGAGCAGAACAAAAUGACGCCACGCUCGCUCACAGACCUCAAAAAACAAAGUCUGCUUUCUUUUAUUUUUGCCUAUACGUGUGGCCAAACUUUUGUCUCAAAACAAACAAAAAAAAAUCAUUACUGAUUUUAUUUUUUCACUGAUUAAAUCUCAAGGUGACCACAAAAUCCAGAACUUCUAGGGAGGAUUUUCUUUGGUAAAAUGUAAAAAAAAAAAAAAAAAAAAAAAGACGAAAAGAAGUAUAAGAACAAACAUUUAUUCCAGUAGUAAAGUAAUAGAUGAAUAUUUGCUGGCGAUUAUUUUUAUAACAAAUAAAUGUACAUAAUGUCUUUGAGAGAUGCUAUUUGCUGUAUACAUGUGCUGAAAUGAGACGACGACAACCCAUGUGGGACUCCUGGGACAACAGCAAGGUCCAGUAUACAAAGUUUCAGUAAUGUGCAAUACAAAGCGGCAUGCUGGUUUAAAAUGAGGAACUUCAUGUACUGUACUAUGCAACCGCAAACUGUGUACAUCGCUUCAUGCUGUGGCUUCUCCAACCACCCUUUUCCAAGCAGCUUCAUCUGGACUUUUAAGGGAUUUUUUUGUGUUGAUCUGUUUCUUUUGUUUGUUCGUUUCUUUCUGUGGAAGAUGAAAACCUAAGCGGCUAAUGCGGUAUUGCAUGCAUAAUAUACCAUUCUGAUUUAUAAAAAGGAAUUAAAAAGAAAAAUACAUGAAAUUGGAGGUGAUUGUGUUUCAGGCAAAGCUACAAGUGACUUAAAACAUUUCUUUUUAAAAAUAAAAGAGUCGUUCUACA